GGGCGCGGGUGCGAUACCUGCAGCUAGAGGCGCGGUCUCCGAAGCCCGUCCCGCCGGCUGCAGCGCGGCCGCCGCCCCGGACUCCGCCGCAGGUCCGCUACCCACGUGAUCCGCGCACGCGCCCGGGUGGAGUACCCGCUAGGCCCGCCCUCGGAGGCGUAACCGACUGCGCGUGCGCACUGGUUGCCGCGGCGACCGGGAAAGCGUUGGACAGCCAACGACGCAGACAGUAGUAGUGGAGCUGAGUGGCGGGGCGAGGAGUGAGCAUGCACCCCGAGACCUCAGAGCCGCCAGUGAACAGCGCGGCGGAGCCCAGUCUGGAGGAGUCGGCAGGCGAUCACGGCGACGCGGGCCCAGGGGUUCGCAAAGAAGAAAUUAAUGAGACCAAGGAAACAUGUGUGGGUCCUUGCACAACAUCAUGCCCAAGCCAGCAGCAACCGAGUGGUGACAAUGGGUCAGAUGGCUUCUUCGCCCACUCAAGAGCUGGUAGAGAUGAUCGGGGCCCCAGGAUGACGAAACAGUUCCUUCAAAAGCUCUGCAAGCAGCACAAGCUGUAUAUCACCCCUGCCCUGAACGACACGCUGUAUUUGCAUUUUAAGGGCUUUGACCGCAUUGAGAACCUGGAGGAGUACACAGGCCUGCGCUGCCUCUGGCUGGAGUGCAAUGGCAUCCAGAGGAUCGAGAAUUUGCAGGCCCAGAGCGAGCUGCGCUGCCUCUUCCUGCAAGUGAACCUGUUGCACAAGAUCGAGAACCUGGAGCCGCUCCAGAAGCUGGACGCUCUCAACCUGAGCAACAACUACAUCAAGACCAUCGAGAACCUCUCCUGCCUCCCUGUCCUGAAUACGCUGCAAAUGGCCCACAACCACCUGGAGACGGUGGCAGACAUUGAGCACCUCAGAGAGUGUCUGCGACUCUGUGUCCUCGACCUCUCCCACAACAGGCUGAGUGACCCCGAGAUCCUGAGUGUGCUUGAGAGCAUGCCCUGUCUGCGUGUGCUGAACCUGAUGGGAAACCCAGUGACCAAACACAUCCCUAACUACCGCAGGACGAUCACUGUUCGUCUGAAGCAGUUGACCUAUCUGGAUGACAGACCAGUUUUCCCCAAGGACAGGGCGUGUGCAGAGGCCUGGGCCAGAGGGGGGUAUGCUGCUGAAAAGGAAGAGCGUCGCCAGUGGGAGAGCAAGGAACACAAGAAGAUAACAGACAGCCUGGAAGCCUUGGCCAUGAUUAAGCGGCGGGCUGAGGAACGGAAGAAGGCAAGAGACAGAGGGGAGACACCCCUGCCGGACAGUGAGGAGAGUAUCCCCACCAGCUCAGAGGCGGAGGAAAAGCCACCCAUGGGGGAAACCCAGAAGAAGAUGGAGUUGUUUGUGAAGGAGAGCUUUGAAGCCAAAGAUGAACUGUUUCCAGACAAGACAGGAGAAGAGGAACUGCCUGUGGUGGUGGUGAAUGGGGCGGUGGAAGAUCCAGACCUGUCUGGGAGCCUAGUUCACACCCAGACACCUGUGGUGGUCACUCCUGAAGAGUCCACUUCUCCAGCGGCAGCUACUGAUGAGACCAGAACUGAAGACAUAGAGGUCAUUGUCCUGGAGACCAAGGAGAAGCUUUUCAUCGAUGACCUGCCUGACUUGGAAGAUGUUGAUGGUACGGGCAUGUCUGCAGAAGACCAGACAAAGGAAACAAGCAUCCCGAAAAUCCAGGCCAUUUCUAGCUUGAGUGAUGACAGUGACCCGGAGCUGGAUGAGCUGACCCUCUCUGUGUUUGAGGGCACUCCCAUAGGCACCACAGGCGCCCUCUCACACAUAUUUGCUGUCUCCAAGGACCCCUCAACAGCGGCCAUGGUGCCUUUCACAGACAUAUGUAAGCCAACAGCAACAACAGACUUAGAAACCCAAGGUCAAGACUCUGGCACAGCGUCUUCACAUCCCCUCAUCCAGGAGCUCGAAGAGGAUGAGAUGGCAGGAGAGUCAGACCAGCCACUGCCACCCCAAACCUGUACAAGUGACCCCGCCCUUGCCCAGUCUAGUGAAGAUGGAGACAGCCAGCUGCCUACAGCCACUCCGCUAGGAGAUGGAGCCGAGAAUGAAACACUGUCUUCGGUGCACCUGGAGGAGCCCAGCACCCGGGUACGCCUGGAAGAUAUUGAAUUUGGCUUGGAUUGAACCCCAAGGCAGUCUACACUGUUAGGCUAGCGGUGGUAUAGCAGAUGUAGGGCACCCUUUCCCGUGUAUCAUUGCUGGUGUGCUCUGGCAGCCUGCAUGGCAGGUGCUAUGCAGCUACGCCAGUGUGCCUUGUACCCAACACAUCGGUUUCCCCUGGUUACAGAUGCCACAAGAACAUAAACACUUUAAGACCCA
Messenger RNA from Mastomys coucha (southern multimammate mouse), 2357 nucleotides. It is a transcript of the gene Dnaaf1, whose product is annotated as dynein axonemal assembly factor 1. Gene Ontology annotation, cellular component: axoneme. The record is from RefSeq and is a predicted model, not a curated record. Bases 267 to 2162 code for a protein of 631 amino acids. Gene Ontology annotation, biological process: cilium assembly. The transcript is spliced from 12 exons. Gene Ontology annotation, molecular function: protein binding; dynein complex binding. NCBI's taxonomy places the organism in Eukaryota, Metazoa, Chordata, Mammalia, Rodentia, Muridae.